AAACCCAAGUAAUUGUUUCCAGUGAACAGUGUUGGGUUAUUUUCUUUUUCAAGUUGGCAGACCAGCAAACCUGUUCAAGGAGUACAUUGCAAAUCUGCGUUUCCUGUGGUGUGGUCUUGUCGGGUUGUUGUUCAUUAGGAUCUGGUCACAGCGGUCAACAUUUCGUGACCAGACCUGCAAGAUCAAGUGCGCCUGCCUGUGUGCCUGUUUCAGGGUUUGACUUUGAAUAGUGAUACAAAAACUUCGAAAAGACUUGCAAUAAAUAAACUUUAUAAAGCCAUUGAGUGGAGUAUUUGAGAAUGGGUAAUUCUCCCAGCUAUCCUCGCGUUGAUCUGACGGGUCGUACGGCUCUGGUGACGGGUGCGAAUACGGGCAUUGGUUACGAAACGGCCAAGGCACUGGCGGGCAUGGGCUGCAACGUCACUGUGGCUUGUAGAAGCGAGCAGAGAGGAUUGGCGGCUAUCCAGCGCAUGCGGGACGAGCUGCCCGACCAGACACUGGAGUUGGAGUUCUCUGCACUUGACUUGGGAUCUUUAGAGGCAACAAAGAGUUUUGCAGAGCAGUAUGCCGCUAGCCACACCAGCUUACAUCUGCUUGUAAUGAAUGCAGGCUGUGCUAUGCCCGCCAUCGGUGGUACGGGGGACGGCUAUGAAUCUCAGUACCAGAUCAACUUUCUCAGCCACUUCCUGAUGACGCUGCUGCUGAUGCCCUUGCUGCAGAACACCGUCACAGCAAUGGCAGAAGAGCCAGCAGCACCGUCCAGCGAUACCACUGCAUCCGAUUCCUCUACCACUGCAGAGGAAGCAGCAUCACCACCACCAGCAGCAGCAGCAGUGAAAGAAGUGCAGCAAGCUACGAGAGAAGUACGCGUGAUACACGUAUCGUCCACAGCGCACACGCUGGGUAAACUGGACCUGGAUGUGCAAGCACCAGCGGAGGGAACCCCGGGCUCUAUGCAGCACUACAACCGCUCUAAGUUUUACCAGGUUCUGAUAGCUAACUACCAACACCGACACUUCAAUCGUCCUGGUCUGGCUUUUCAUUCCUUGCAUCCAGGCAUGGUAAAGACGGAGCUGGCACGUGAUUUUACCGGAGCAUGGAAGCAUAUCUCUGGAGCAUUGAAUGGCAUGGGCCAGCUAAAGACACCAGAAGAAGGAGCGCGCACAACACUUAGUGCGUGUGUAGACCCACGCUGGGAUGGCUUGCCUUCAACAUACUUUGACGAUUGUGUUCCUAAUAGAAAGGCUACGAAUAAAGCAUUUCGGAAUGAAGCUGAUCAAGCUCGUCUCUGGAACUUUUCUCUAGGCCAACUCCAGGCCUACUUGGGGGAUUCCCCACACCUCAACAUUGACUGGGAGGCAGUGGAAGCUGCAAAGUCGAAGACGUCCCAAGUCGCCGCCGCACAGCCAUCAAGUACAGAAGAUGCUCCCGAAGCCGCUGCUGCUGCUGCCGCUUCCACACCGGCACAGCCAGAAGUGCCCAGUGAGAAAGAAGCUGAAGACAAGUGUGAGGACUCCCCUCAAGCCCAGCAAGAAGAGGAGGCACCAGUGAAGGCAGUUGGUGAGAAUGGUGGCGAUGAAGAUGGAGCUGGUGCCACCACUGCUGCUACUGAGACUGAAGACUCUGCCACUGGCAGUGAUACUGCUGAAAGUCCUGCUGCUCCUGCUGCUCCUGCUGCUGCUGUGGUAGGUGAUGGUGUUGAGUCUAAACAGACUGAAGGUGACCAGGAUGCUGCACCUGCGACUUCUGUUGGCGAUGAGAAGGCAGCAGAUACUCCUGACGCCGCUGAUGCGUAAGUACACAUACAUGGGAGAACUGCUGACACACAAGCACACACACACGCACAUGUAUGCACACACACACACGCACACACCACUUCUGUCCUCCGAACUCUGUACAUCAGGCAGCACGUCCUACCAAGAUGCUGGUGUUACUUGCCAGUUAGCAGUUGCUCCUUCUCAACAUGUAGCUAAGUAGUACAUAGGAUGCUUGUAUGCGGUGGAAGCUACGUUGCUUGCAUGGACAGUAAAUUUAUCGUGUAAGAGCCCUGAGUCCCCCUCCCGUAUUAUCCGUAACUUUCUUGCGACUCAAACUUGUUUAGUCACUUUGACUAGGGUACACAGUCUUUUCCGGUCAUGUUUAUUUCCCCUCUUAUUUUAGUUAUUAGCCGAAGCCAGCAGGACUGGUAAAUCAAUUGAGUGACUCCCAGCACACCGGAGAUCAACCCACUCCCUACCCAGAUCAAUCCACUCCCUAUCCAUUCCAUUCCACCUUCUGCAUCAUCAAUUCAUUUCCUCUUUGAUACUCCGAAAAGCUCACAUUUAGCCAACUAUAAUAAUUGUUGUAACCAAAAUGUAGUUAUGAUGUAUAGCCACACAUAUGUUUACAUACCAGUAAGCUGUUAUUUUACAUAAUAUUAUUUUUUGGCAAAUUUCUGCUGGACAUUCUCUACAUAUGUUUAAUAGAGUCAUAAAAUAUAAGAA
Molecule: messenger RNA, 2483 nt
Organism: Sycon ciliatum
Lineage: Eukaryota; Metazoa; Porifera; Calcarea; Leucosolenida; Sycettidae
Product: retinol dehydrogenase 12-like
Exons: 9
Coding region: 300-1796 (498 amino acids)
Source: RefSeq, a predicted model, not a curated record